Acyrthosiphon pisum (pea aphid) is the source of this 967-nucleotide messenger RNA. Its product is annotated as protein PBDC1. The coding region runs from base 348 to 860 and encodes 170 amino acids. The record is from RefSeq and is a predicted model, not a curated record. The transcript has 5 exons. Gene Ontology annotation, cellular component: cytoplasm. Lineage: Eukaryota; Metazoa; Arthropoda; Insecta; Hemiptera; Aphididae.
UCAAUAUUCGUGUUAUAGGUCUAUGGGAUAGGUAUACAAACGAUGGUCGCUCGCGGUUAAUAUCUUUCGUCGCGCGUGCACGUGACCUCGCUUAUCAGAGCUUUUUGUUGUAUUUUCUUAUCACCGUGCGUCUAUCACCGGACGGCGGACACCGAGGCUCGUGUCCAGACUUCUGAUUCGCAUAUGCCGAGCACAUAAUUAUUCAUUCGUCACUUGUGCCGUUUACUGUCUUUCUGCCGUUUUCCCAUACCCGCCAUUGCCGUUCUACGAUCAACUACAACACCGACACACGACGUACGUUUGCUGUUCCACGACCUGACGAUUUGCAGCAGCUUCGAUUUUUCGCCAUGAACAACAUGACAGUUGCUAAUGGUGUGGGAGCUGCAGAACUUUCUGUAGGAGCUAAUCUACUUUCAAGACCAGCUGAUGAAUAUGGAAACGAUGGAAAAGUUGAAAUGAUGUGGGCCAUCAAAGCAUAUGAACAUGCAGAAAUAUAUUUUAAUUUGAUAUGUUCUGUUGAUCCAAAGUUAUUAAGAUUGACUCCUCACGAUGAUAAGAUUUAUAAAGAAUUUAGGCGAUUAUUUCCUGAUCUUCAAAUAGAAGCUCUUGAUGAAGAGGAUGUAAAAAAUGAUUCAUCUAAAAUUAAAUGGAGAAGAUUCUGCGAUCUCUAUAAGAAUAUGGAAAACUACAAUUUUGGUACAUUAAUCAGAAAGGAUGUUCAUGGAGACUACAAUGAAAGCAACAGCUUUAUAGUUAUAAGAAUACAGUUUUACGCUAUUGAACUGGCAAGAAAUAGAGAAGGAUUAAACGAUAUACAUUUUAUUAACAAUAUUUAUGAUAAGGUGGACUUUGAACCAUAAAGAUAUGUAUCAAAUAUAUUCAUGCACAUUUAUAAUUUGACUAAAUGGUUUAUGUAAGGAACAAUAUUUUGGCGAUAAAAUAAAUUAAUGUUUUUACUUGAUCCCUA